UCCACUUGCAGAGGUAAAUUUGCAGCAGUGCGUCGCGCGGUACACAGAAAUUCCGGUGUACAUUUUGCGGCAAAGUUUCUGAAACGUCGCCGGCGCGCACAAUCCUCAGACAAGGAAAUCAAGCAUGAAAUCGCUGUGUUGAUGUUGUGCGAUGGCGCUGAUAACAUUGUCAAAUUAAAUGCUGUACACGAGACCCGUUCAGACACAGCGCUACUAUUGGAAUUAGCGACUGGUGGUGAAUUACAAACCUUUUUGGACAACGAGGAGUGCCUCAGUGAGGCUCAAGCACGCAUUUGUAUGCGCGAAGUACUUAAAGCGCUUCAGUUUUUACACAAACGUUCAAUUGCACACUUAGACCUGAAGCCCCAAAAUAUUUUACUCACCGGUGAACGCAUCGAAGACGGUUUGAAGUUAUGCGAUUUCGGUAUUUCACGUGUUGUUGCUGAAGGCACAAAUGUACGUGAGAUUGUUGGCACACCAGAUUAUGUCGCCCCAGAAGUUUUACAAUAUGAACCACUUUCACUGCUGACCGACAUUUGGUCAGUGGGCGUGUUAGCAUAUGUGCUGCUAUCGGGCUUUUCUCCAUUUGGCGGUGAAACGAAACAGGAAACAUUUUUAAAUAUAUCACAAUGUUCGCUGACAUUUCCGGAUAAACUAUUUGGUGGCGUGUCCGGAGCAGCAAUUGAUUUCAUACGCCGUUCAUUGCGAAUCAAGCCAAAUGAUCGCAUGACAGCUGCAGGAUGUCUCGAGCACAUUUGGUUAAAGGACGAAUGCUCCAUCGAUAGACAAUUGUUCAGCAAUAUAUCGAAAAAAUCUACCACAGAUGCAAGCGUCGACCUCGAUAUUGACUUAGAAGUUGAUGAAGACGAAGAGGAGGAGGAGGAGGAUGAAGAUGAAGAAGACGUUGAAGAUGAUGUUGAAAACAUUGAUGACGAGGAUGAUAUUUCGACAGAGGAAAACAAUGUUAGCAUUAAUGGUAUUAACAAUUUAGGGUCGUCCGAUACGGAAAUACUAGUAGACCAACGGCAGGUUAUCAGCAACAGUAAAAUGCACAAAAAUAGUAACGGUAGCAAUACAAAUGGCAUUAGCUAUAUACAUGCAAAUGGCACUAACGUUAACCAUUGUGAAACGAACUUAAAUGGUUCAACGAAAACUUCGACUGCAAUUCUAACCGUGCCAGCUACACGUGCUACAACCAUACCACUGUGCAGCAUGCAGCAAGCACAACAUCAGCAACAACAGUUACAUAUCGCUCGUCGUCAUUCUUCAGACUCAAAUAAAGAGAAUACUUUUCUGGCCACAAAGAAAAUAAUACCGGCGAACCUCAUAAAUGGUAGCAGUAAAUCACCCACAACCACUACAACAGCAACAAUAAUUAUUGAAUCAUCUGAUAAGCCUCCAUCAUUGCCAACAACAACAAACUCAACUGUAGUCACUACAAUUACACUGCCAAAUGGAAGCAGCAAAACCGAUAAAAAUGGUCAAGCACAAUGUUUAUUCCCGGAUGCACCAACAACACCUAAAGUCAUACGAAAAGCGCCAACGGCAGAUACGUCACCAACAUCAGUUAAAGCUUUAGUAAAAAAGUUUCAACUUGAAGGUAACAACUGUACUGAAAAGCCAACACUUCAUUUAAAAGAGGCGCAAGUUAAUCAUUACCAUCAAGCACAACAACAACAGCAACAACCACAGCCGCACCAACAUAUAAAUGGCAUCAGCACUGCAAAAUCAACAACAACAACAACUACGCCAACAUUAAACGGUAAAGCGACUGGCAACACAAAUUGUUUCAACACUCCCGAUAAACCUAUAGCACAUGAGCAUAAAAAAUCAUAUAGUCAUUCAAUUAGCAACAGCAGCAAUGGUCACAGCAGCACUAAUCAUAUGAAUAACGUUUAUAAUCGUCGCUUAUCAGAACCCAUAACCGGUGUGCAUAAAAAACUACCAGCAUCACCCAUAAGUUCAGCAACGUCUUCAUCGCCAAUAGCAUCAGCGACAGCUGUUGCCAGUUACAAAUCAACUUGUGUUUUCGAUCUCACAUGUAGUGGUAGCAACAGCAACAGUAGCACAAGCAACACAACGCCUACCGGAUGCAGGCAUUCGGGGGCAAUCACCACCAACGGCAACAGCAAUUCCACGACAGCCACUGCAAAUGGUAACAGCAGCAAUGCAGCAACAGCGCUAUUACUGACCAAUCAUCAACACCAAUUGCAUCACCACCAAGUACACCACCAUCACCAUCAUCAUCAUCAUGUUACCAAGAGUGCCGCAAACAAUUUAAGCUUAGAUCAAGGUAUCAUCUGUUAGCUAAGGGCCAGCAGGGCGCGAAGGAAUGCCAAAAGUUUCUUUCAUCGUUUUCUGUGUUGCAUGUAGUAUUGUGCUGAUGUGUAAGCGUUGUCCCGAAAAAUGCUGCUGACGAAGAAUAACAAUUUAAUUAAAUUGUAAAUUACUGCAUGCAAUAAGGAAGCCAAUAAGUAGCUAUGGACAAGUUUCAAAUGCUUUUAUUAGUUUAAUAGUGAGCUGGAGAUUUUUUUUAAUGUUCACAGUUUUAAUUUUGUUUAUU
Messenger RNA from Teleopsis dalmanni, 2563 nucleotides. Its product is annotated as death-associated protein kinase related-like. The record is from RefSeq and is a predicted model, not a curated record. Gene Ontology annotation, cellular component: nucleus. The transcript is spliced from 4 exons. The annotation marks the transcript as partial. NCBI's taxonomy places the organism in Eukaryota, Metazoa, Arthropoda, Insecta, Diptera, Diopsidae. Gene Ontology annotation, molecular function: ATP binding; protein serine/threonine kinase activity. Gene Ontology annotation, biological process: intracellular signal transduction; protein phosphorylation; positive regulation of apoptotic process.